AUGAAUCAGAAAUACUUAAUUGCUUUGAUAGUUGUAUUUUUUUUCCUUGUACAUGUUGAAAAAAUUUAUGGAUGCCAUCCUAGUGGGCAGGGUUGUAGAGACAAUGGUUGUGGUGCCAAGAUUAUAGAUGCUAAUUUGUUACCAAAUAAAAAUCUCAAUAUUACAAUUGUUGUUAGCGGAGACAACCCUGUAGAAGGAAUUGGCCACUUUACCAUGCAGGAUGAUACUAACAACUCGUGGAGAUUUUUAAAAAAAGCCGAAAUUCGUUAA
Messenger RNA from Rhizophagus irregularis DAOM 181602=DAOM 197198, 270 nucleotides. RefSeq lists its product as uncharacterized. The record is from RefSeq and is a predicted model, not a curated record. NCBI's taxonomy places the organism in Eukaryota, Fungi, Glomeromycota, Glomeromycetes, Glomerales, Glomeraceae.